UUGAAAUAAUAAAACAUCGCGAUUGCCGCCCAUUAAUCCACCCGUUACACACACUCACGAUAUUUAUUGUUGCACACGAAAAGCCAAGUGCCAUAUUAAGAAGCGAAUUGUACCGAUGAAGGAAGUAUAAAGGUGUGGAAUGCCUUUCCCUCGCCCCACGGCGCGCUUUCUGGCCACGUUGUUGCUGUGCCUGGUGACGGCCGUCGCGAUCGGCAUCUAUUGCGCUGGUUGUCCGUCGUCGUCUUUCUGCUCAAGCACAGACGAAGAAUGCAAACGAGAAAACAAAAAUGCCAAGGGAUUCGACUUUUACAGCUACAAGGCCAACGACAUUGAUGGCAAUGAAGUGUCAAUGGAAAAGUACAGGGGCCAUGUAUGUUUAAUUGUUAAUGUAGCAAGUAAAUGAGGUUUGACAGAUUUGAAUUACAGACAGCUACAGGAAUUGUACGAGAAGUAUGGGGAAUCAAAAGGUCUCCGAAUUCUUGCAUUUCCAUCGAAUCAAUUUGGAAGUCAGGAACCUGGCAGUAAUGAGGACAUAAAAAAGUUUGCCGAGGGAUAUAAUGUGACCUUCGACAUGUUUAGUAAGAUCAACGUCAAUGGUGCCGAUGCACAUCCUCUUUGGUAUGAUCUUCAGCGUGUCCUGAAGGGAUCAUUAUGGAAUGCCAUCAAGUGGAAUUUCAGCAAAUUUCUCAUUAACAAAGACGGCACACCUGUGAAGCGCUUUGCACCCAACCAGGAACCUAAGUCGAUCGAGAAGGACUUAGAGAAAUUGUGGUAGCUGCCUGGAGACUGACCUGUAAGAUUAACUUAACACCUGGAGAGGAUAAAAACUUUGGGUUUUUAAUCUGCAAAAGACAGACUGGAUGAAGGCUAUUGUUGAAAACUAGUUUUAGUUGACUGUAGUUGGAUAAAUUGUCUGUCUUUGUUGGUACCUACCUAUGGUUUUUUUCCUUUCUUUCUUUCAUAUGGUUGUUUGAAAAAUAUAUAUUUACUCAUUUACAAAAAAGAAAUCCCUUUACUUUAUCCCCCGCUUUCCCUCUCUUCUUAUAAAAAUGACAAAAGAUUGUUAGCAAAACAAGAAGAAACACUUGAUAGGUUGGUUAGUUUUGGUAGGACUGAAUGAAGCUGAUUUCACAAACCUUGAGAAAGACACAAAGCACUUGGAGAGCAACAACAACACCACCACCACCACAACAACAACAACAAUCACCUGGAAAUUAACCAACCAAUGUAGUGUUUGUCUUUUUCAGGUGUAAAAAUGUUUGGAUUAAUUAAAUAUGUGUAAUUCAAC
Molecule: messenger RNA, 1288 nt
Organism: Octopus sinensis (East Asian common octopus)
Lineage: Eukaryota; Metazoa; Mollusca; Cephalopoda; Octopoda; Octopodidae
Product: phospholipid hydroperoxide glutathione peroxidase-like
Exons: 6
Biological process (GO): response to oxidative stress
Molecular function (GO): glutathione peroxidase activity
Source: RefSeq, a predicted model, not a curated record